CCCACCAACGCCGCACAAGGGUUCCAGUUUUUCCAUUCUCGUCCACACUUGUCAGUUUCUGGUUUUUGCCCAUAGCCAGCCUAAGGGGUGUGAGGUGACAGCCCAUGGUUUUGAUUUGCAUUCUCUAAAGAUUAGUGGUACUGAGCAUCUUUUCAUACGCUUAUUGGCUUAGCCUGCCCUUUUUAAACAGUAUUUAGUUAGAUUUUCUUUACAGCGUUUUUGAGGAGCCUUUUUCUUUAUAGGUACUUGUGGUAAAAAUGAAAACUCAAGUGAAUUGAUGUAGAUUUUGAGGGAUUCUCCCACGUACAUGUGCUGGGGGAGCUUAUUUCUGAAGAGACCAUUUAGAAGGGGGAGCUCCUUGUGAAAAGUGGGCACACCCCCGCUCCCACUCCCCCUCUUCCUUUGCAUUCAUCCCAGAAAGCCAUGUUACCCUUUGCGGGUUGUUUAAAGAGUUGAUAUAGUUCAAGUGCGUGUGACGACUGUCACCCUGUAGACUUGAAAUGUAAGAAUUGAAGCCACCCAGUGCCUCUAAAAGAGGGGCCAUCGGUUGUCUUCUCUGUUUCUUUACAAGUAAUCCAUGCUUAUCACUGAUUUAGAAAAUACAGCCUGCAGGAGAAAUGAAAAGUCAUCUGACUGCCUGUCACCCCAUCACUGUCACAUGGAUGUGGUGUUAGAAACGGGGUCAUUCGUGCUCACUCCUGCAGCCUGCUUUUUUCACUCGGCAGCUGUGUGGAACAGCGUUCUCUGGCCACACCAAUGUCACCCAUGCCAUGCGGCUCCUUAGCCGUCCCUGGGACGAGUUGAGUGCCGUGGUCUGAGGAGGUGAUGUCGGCACUUCUUCACGACCCCUGCAUUGAUUGAAAGCAGUAGCUCACCCACUCCUGUGCAUUCCAGUUUGGACAUCUCCCUCCCAGCCUCGCUGCCUAAGGUGGAAUUGUAGCAGGCGUCCUCCGGCAGGAGAAGCACCUUCACUUCACUUCUCUGCAGGAUGAGCUGCAGGUUGGUAGUUUCAGUGCUCUGUUCCGAAAUGGAGCCGGCAAGGAGCUAUCUCAUCACUGCCUGUUCUGCGGUGGCACCAGGCUGAAAGCGAUUCCAGCUUCCGGAGAAGAAAUGCACGUUACACACCCUCUGGGACAGGGAGGCUGCCUCGCCCCUUCAGCUGGAUGCUUCCCAGAGACCCCUCCUUUUUCUGAAGCCUGAAUUUGGGGACUGUAGCUCGCACUGCCCACACGAGUGCGAGCCAAUCUCGAAGUGUUUUUCCUGCGUCCAUUUUGGUAGGUGUGGUUUGGAACCUUCGAGAAGGAAUGUUUUCACUUGCCUCAGUGGGUCAGCUCCUCACCUGGGGGAAGGUCAGUUGGAGAUUCGGGAAAGGCGUGAACUGGAUCCUUUGCUGCCCCCUAAAAUGUGCAGUGUGGGGGGCGGGUAGGGUGGGCGGCCCUGUGAACUCGCAGCCCUUGGCUAACAGUUAACCUGAAAUGCAACUCUGGGUUUGCCAGGACUGCUGGGAGCCCAGAAGCUUCUGGAAUCUUUAGCUCCACUUGGCCCUGAGGCUCCUGCCUUGAUGGGCUGGCCCUUCAGCUGCUCCGUGAGGCUGGAGCUCUGUUCCCUCGCUGCAUGGACCAGCUUCCUUAGCUCAGAAAGAGUGAGGGGUUCGUGCCCAGCACAGCUGCUCCGGCUUCUCUGUAGCCCCCCCACCGGCUUCCCCGUUCACUGGCAGGUACUGGGUUGCUUUUGGCCGCUGGGUGGGAGGAGGGGCAGGAAUUAGGUGGCUCUGAGCCAGUCCGUGUGCCCACCCCGGGGCAUGCAGCUCACCCUUAACCGCUCAGGCCUGCUGCCUGAGACACGUGGUGAUUUGUGAUGGGGAUAACCGUAAAACUUAACCCCGAUUACAGGCGCGUGUGGAGUGUGCCUGGCUCACAUCUCAGCCCAGCUGGUAGCGGCCUGGCACCCCGAGGAGACAGGGCAGGGACAUGGGUGUGUGUUGGCUGGGGGUACGGUGAUUUCUUGGGAUUGGCUUGGUGCAGAGCUGGACGUGCCUGCCAGUGUCCAGCAGCUCUGUUUUGGAGAGCUCUUCGGGAGAAAGGAGCUUGGUUUGGGCUGAGUUGUUUUCCCCAACAGGAAUCCUUCCAGCCUGUGAGCUCUGGGGCAGCGCGGUACUGAGCCCUCUGCCCGCAGCUGCUGCCCCUUGUCACUUUCACAGUUGGAAAAACUUCCCUGGGGAAGUUCAGUCACGUGCCAAGUCCACCGUGGCAGACCUGAACCCAGACAUCCUGCUGCCCCCGAGCUUGGGGCCCCUUCCAUCCAGGGCCUAAAUUCCAUCCUGUAACCAGCUUUUACCUUCCUUUGCCUGGAGGCUCAUGCCUGGUUCUAGAAUCCUACCUAGGAAGCAGGCACUGUGAGCCUCUUCAUGCAGCGUUUGGGGAAACCGAGGCAUCAAGAAGUUCCCCCAAACUUUGAGGGUCAAAAAUCGAACAAAAGUGGUUUGACUUGGAGCCUUCUCUCUUCCCUCCUCACCCCCCAGCCACUUUGCUGCUUCUCUUCCAGAAAGGAGCUAAAAGAGGAUGUGUUUCUUUCCUCCCGUCUCAUCCUCGGGGCUCCUCCACCCAAAGUUUCCAGGUCGCACACAGACGCUGAGCAAUUCUCUAAACUGAUUGAUGACUCCAGAGCACAGGGGUCUGGGGCAGAGUUCAGUGUCAGGGACAGUGUAUGUCCCCAUACAUGCCGGCGUCUCCUAGGGUUCGGGGCCCAGCUCUCAUCCAGUGACCCCUCUGAAGGACGCCCACAGACUUGAGGGACCUCAUCAGGUAAUCCAUCCAUCCGUGCAGGGGGGCCCCCCAGGUCACCUGGCCAGGUAUGUAUAAAGGCCCAAACAGGACAGGUGGUAUUUGGGCCCUUCUCCUAGAAAUUGCUUUUUUAUAAAUACAGGCCUGGUUUUCACCUCUGUUUAUUUAUCCAGGCCUCUCAGGUUGUGACUUCCUGAUGAUGUUAUAGUCAACUGAAAGUUCUGAGUCGCCAACUUAAAUCCUUAGGAGAGCGGAGGGCAGUGUGUGUGUGGUUGAGAGGCCUUUACAUAGAGCUUCCUGCAGCCGUGCUAGGCUUUUGUUCUCUUGCACUUGGGCUGAGCACUUCUGUUGCUUGUUUUAUAAUAAAUAGAAAAGCUUGUAUUUUUUUCCCUUCUGGCUGGCAAUGGAUGUAGGGGGACUUUCAGCGGAGAAGGAGGGAGGGACCUGGAGAAGGGGGCUCAUAGAGGCCAGGCCAGGUGACCAAGGUCAACAUCACCAGUAUUAAGUCCUGUUGACAGUACGUGCCCUUGAUACGGUGUGAUGAGGGUACUUCACCUCUGCCCCCUUCCUCCCCUGAAUCCACAAACCUAGUCUCACCAUGAAAAAAACCAUCAGACACAUUCCAGCUGAGGGACACUUACAAGCUACCUGCCUGGUCCUGCUCAAAACUGUCAAGGUCGUUGAAAACAAAGAGCGUCUAUGGAAUUGUCACAGCCCAGAGGAGCCUCAGGAGACAGGGCUGAAUGUCAUGUGGCACUUGGAUGGGAUCCUGGAGCAGAAGAAGGACAUUAGGGAGAAACUAAGGGAAUCUGAACAAAGGACGGACUUUAGAUCGUAAUAACGUGUCAUCCUCAUUCGUUGGCGAACGGGCUGUCCUAGUGCACGAUUUAAUCAUUGGGAAAUUAGGUGUUGGUUGGCGUAUGGGAAUGCCCUGUGCUAUCUUUUCUGUAAAUCUAAACCUAUUCUGAAAGAAAGUUUAUUUUAGAAAAGAGACAAAACAGCGGAAGGGAAGGCCAGUGGGUGGCAGGGAUUCCAUGGCACGGCUCUCAGGCCAGGAAUGGCCCUCUGCUCUUGCAUCUGCUUUACACAGUGACCGCAGCUGGUGUCCGGAGGGUGCCCUGCAGUGCCGGCCAGUGGUACCGGCCGCCCCCUGCCAGGGAGAAGCCCAGGCCUCCACACCCGGGCUAGUAGCUGCCUUUUCUGCCAAACAUGGUGCCCAGCCCCCUCGAGGUCAGGCCAUGGCCUGUCUCUUCUGGCCAGCGUGUUCUUUGUUCUCUCCUGGACCAGACUUUGAACGGUGAGCUGCUCUCCCAGCCAGCGAGGCAGCCGGCUUCCAAACACAAACACAGGUCAUCUCUGCCAGGUGAACUUGAGAAAGGCAGCAGAGCAGCGGGGACAAUGGGCCUGUUUAUAAACUGCUCUCAAAUUCAGAAUGUGGAGCAUUAGGCUGGCGGUGGGAGUUGCGGUGGUGACCGAGGGUCCCCCUAAUCCUGUUAGCGGCUCAGGGGUUGAUGCACGGAAAAUGGCAUGAGAUGGUGAGACUGUCUCUCCUCCGAAGAUGGCUGAUGAAAGUAUGCACGGCUGCAUCGAGGCAUCCGCUCCUUUAGAUAUUCUCUGCUGAUGUGCAUCUUCCUCCUCUGGACAGAAGGCCGGGCCGUGGGACUGGUCCUCUGACGUCGCUGGGCCCGGUUGCAGGAUGCUGUCAGCCUUAAUUUAGUCCCGCCUACAGGGGAGGAGUCAGAGGAGGAAGACUCUGGUGAUAAAGGAUCAGGAAGAAGCACAUUGCAGAGCUGAUGCCGUAGCGCAGCAUGGUUGCCUGAGACAGAAGCUUCAGCAAUUGCUGGAAUAACUGGAGGGGAAAUAUGAAACCUUAGCCGUUCACCCGGCAAGAGAGUUUCAAGAUGGCAGCUCAGCGCAUCCGAGCUGCCAACUCCAGCGGCCUCCCGCGGUGCAAGUCCGAGGGGACCUUGAUUGACCUGAGUGAAGGGUUUUCAGAAACAAGCUUUAAUGAUGUCAAAGUGCCUUCUCCCAGUGCCUUGCUAGUAGACAAUCCCACGCCCUUUGGAAAUGCAAAGGAAGUGAUCGCAAUCAAGGACUACUGCCCAACCAACUUCACCACCCUCAAGUUCUCCAAGGGCGACCACCUCUACGUCCUGGAUACGUCAGGCGGGGAGUGGUGGUACGCACACAACACCACGGAGAUGGGCUACAUCCCUUCCUCUUACGUGCAGCCCUUAAACUACCGGAACUCCACCUUAAGUGACAGUGGGAUGAUCGACAAUCUUCCAGACAGCCCGGACGAAGUAGCCAAGGAGUUAGAUUUGCUCGGAGGAUGGACAGAUGACAGGAGGGAGUCGAGCAAAACCUACAGUAAUAAUCCUUUCUGGAACGGUGUCCAAACAAACCCGUUUCUCAAUGGGAAUGUGCCAGCGCUGCCCAGCGUGGACUUACCGACUCCCCAAAGCACCGUGGACUUGCUCCUCUUUGAUACGGGCACAUCUUCGUUCACCGAGUCCAGCUCAGCGACGACCAACAUCUUCGACGAGCUGCCGGCCACCAGCCGCCUUCACGCGGAACCGACGGUCAGGCGGGACAACCCUUUCUUCCGGAGCAAGCGUUCCUACAGCCUCUCGGAACUCUCCGUCCUCCAAGCCAAGUCCGACACUCCCGCAUCCUCGGGGUUUUUCACGGGCUUGAAAUCGCCGGCCCCCGAGCAGUUCCAGAGCCGGGAGGACUUCCGGGCUGCCUGGCUGAGCCACCGGAAGCUGGCCCGGUCUUGCCACGACCUGGACUUGCUGGGCCAAAGUCCCGGCUGGGGCCAGACCCAAGCGGUGGAGACGAACAUCGUGUGCAAGCUGGAGAGUUCGGGGGGCGCCGUGCAGCUUCCCGACACCAGCAUCAGCAUCCACGUGCCUGAAGGCCACGUGGCUCCAGGGGAGACGCAGCAGAUCUCCAUGAAGGCUCUGCUGGACCCCCCGCUGGAGCUCAACAGCGACAGGUGCAGCUGCGUCAGCCCGGUGCUGGAGGUGAAGCUGAGCACCCUGGAGGUGAAAACCCACAUCAUCUUGGAGAUGAAGGUUUCAGCUGAGGUGAAAAGUGACAUUUUCAGCAAAAGCACAGUGGGCCUCCAGUGCCUGAGGAGCGACUCAAAGGAGGGGCCCUAUGUCCCCAUCCCACACACCUACAGCUAUGGGGACACGGUCCAGGCCCAGCUGGACAACCUGGAGCCCUGUAUGUACCUGGCCAUCGUUGCCCACGGCCCGAACAUCCUCUACCCUUCCACGGUCUGGGACUUCAUCAAUAAGAAAGUCACCGUGGGUCUCUAUGGCCCCAAACACAUCCACCCAUCCUUCAAGACGGUGGUGACCAUUUUCGGGCAUGAUUGUGCCCCCAAGACCCUACUGGUCAGCGAGGUCACCCGCCAGGCCCCGAGCCCGGCCCCAGUGGCACUGCAGCUCUGGGGCAAGCACCAGUUCGUCUUGCCCAGGCCCCAGGAUCUCCGAGUCUGCAUGUUUUCCAACAUGACCAACUACGAGGUCAAAGCCAGCGAGCAGGCCAAGGCCGUGAGAGGCUUCCAGGUGAAGCUGGGCAAGGUGAGCCGUCUCAUCUUCUCCAUCUGCUGCUCCAACGCCAGCGAGCUCUCCGACUUCACCUUGCGGGUCCAGGUGAAAGACGACCAGGAGGCCAUCCUGACCCAGUUCUGCGUCCAGACCCCACAGCCACCCCCGAAAAGUGCCGUCAAGCCAUCCGGGCAGAGACGGUUCCUCAAGAAGAACGAGGUCGGGAAGAUCAUCCUGUCCCCGUUUGCUGCCACCACCAAGUACCCGACUUUUCAGGACCGCCCUGUGUCCAGCCUCAAGUUCGGCAAGUUACUCAAGACGGUGGUGCGGCAGAGCAAGAACCACUACCUGCUGGAGUACAAGAAGGGGGACGACAUCGCCCUGCUCAGCGAGGAGAAGAUCCGGCUGAAGGGGCAGCUGUGGACCAAGGAGUGGUACAUCGGCUACCACCAGGGCAGGGUCGGCCUCGUGCACGCCAAGAACGUGCUGGUGGUGGGCAAGGCGCGGCCCAGCCUCCUCUCUGGGCCCGAGCUGAGCACGUCGCUGCUGCUGGAACAGAUCCUGCGCCCGUGCAAGUUCCUCACCUACAUCUACGCCUCCGUCCGCACGCUGCUCAUGGAGAACAUCAGCAGCUGGCGCUCCUUCGCCGACGCCCUGGGCUACGGGAACCUGCCGCUCACCUUCUUCUGCAGGGCCGAGCUGGACAGCGAGCCCGAGCGGGUGGCGUCGGUCCUGGAGAAGCUGAAGGAGGACUGCAACAGCACGGAGAACAAAGACCGGAAAUCCUUCCAGAAGGAGCUCAUGAUGGCCUUACUGAAGAUGGACUGCCAGGGCCUGGUGGUCAGACUCAUCCAGGACUUCGUGCUUCUGACCACGGCGGUCGAGGUGGCCCAGCGCUGGAGGGAGCUGGCUGAGAAGCUCGCCAAGGUGUCCAAGCAGCAGAUGGACGCAUACGAGUCUCCUCACCGGGACAGGAAUGGGGUGGUGGACAGCGAGGCCAUGUGGAAGCCUGCGUACGACUUUCUACUCACCUGGAGCCACCAGGUCGGGGACAGCUACCGGGAUGUCAUCCAGGAGCUGCACACUGGCCUGGAUAAGAUGAAAAACCCCAUCACCAAGCGCUGGAAACACCUCACAGGGACCCUGAUCAUGGUCAACUCCCUGGACAUCCUGCGAGCGGCCGCUUUCAGUCCCGUGGACCACGACGACCUCGUGAUUUGAACGGGUCUGCGACCUUCUGACGCCCUCCCAGAGGGCUGCUCCGGGGUGCGUGCCCUCUGUCUGCCCUGGAUGCCCAGGCGGGCACUUAGAGCUGGGGAGGGAGGGAAGGUCAGCUCAGACAGACCCAGGGUCCCUCCUGGCUGGAUCCACACCCAGGACCGAGCACACGCGAUGUUCCACCUGCCUCCUCUGUCACGGGAGAGACCUGGAGGGAAUUUCUACUGCAGGUUGUUGCCAAUCAAAUAGCUUUCUAUUUGUUAAGUAUAAAUUUAUAACUUUUUUUUAAAGUAUGGGGGGGCGUACGAGAAAGGUGGUAUCUAAUUUUUUAAUGGACCAUAAAGGUAAAAAAAAAAAAAAAAGAAAAAGAAAAUACUUCAUAGGGGCAGAUACUGUUGAGGUUUUUAUGUUCUAUAAAGACCUUUUUAAAUUAUGUUACAGAUGUAUAUAUGUAUUUAAGGGUCAUGGGGGCAUUUCUGAUUGCCGGAUUCUCUUUGCAUUUCAACACUUAGCACGGAAAGACACUCGUUCAGAUGUUGGACCUUUUUGCCUCUGUAAUUGUAAAAAAAAAAAAUAAGAAAGAAAGAAAUCAAAUAGGAAACGUGGUGUUUCAGUAAAUGAGUGUGGUCCGUGCGCAUUCUUUCUGAGGCUGUCCUAGGCCUGCGAUUCCCUGUGAUUUUUAUUACCUUCUGUACCUUGGCCUCGUGUUGCAGUAAAGGAAUGGCCACAGCACAGGGGAAGCUUUUUUGAGCUUUAGCAGGAGGAGUGAAAUCCAGCAGGAGCGAUUGGGUGCACUUGAGAUGAGAAGGCGGCGGGCAGGUGGCAUUGUCUACGGCCCCUGCCUGUGCGCCCUUAAUGCAAAAAAGAGCUACGCCAUGUGGAGAGAGGUGGCCCCUGCAGCUCUGAGAGGUCCUGCUUCUCCCCGGGGACAGGGGAGUGCUCACUGCAGAGCUCGAAGCCUCUCCUCUGGGCACGAAGAAAACGUCACCACAAGCACACCCUACGCUGACGCCCAGAGGUGCCUGCUGCCACUUGCCAAACUCUCUACUUCAUUCCACCUAAAACGUAACCCCUCUCCCCUCCCGGUAUGCCUGUCUCUCCUUGGAAAUAAAUAGCAUAGAGGAAUCUCUUUUUUUUAAACAAUAUGGAGAUUAUCUGAGCAGGAUGAAUGUCAUCUGAAAAUGUUUCCCACAUAAAAUCUGGGACUUGGCGGACUGUUGCAUUGAUAACCUUGAUGGUCGGAGAUCAAAUUGCGCUGAAUUCUACAAUUGCGUUGUGCGUGCAUCUCGGAAGGGAGUGAGGGACAGGGAUGAAGAAAUACGGGCAGAUCAACAGAGCUGAUCCCCAGGAAGGGGCCAGGAUAUGCGCUGUGCUUACAUGAGUGAUACUGGGCCAUCUGGGGUUCUGGCAUCUCAUUCUCUAAAUCUGCUUUCUGGAAACAUGCUAAUUACUUAGUAUAAUCAAUGUAAAUCCCUUACUGGGCUAAAACAUUCUUAUAUAUCUAUUGAUUCAAAUACGGAAGGCCAACUGACUAGAAAACAACAACAACAAUAAAAAAAAAACACUACAUGUUUUGUGCU
Messenger RNA from Delphinapterus leucas (beluga whale), 9141 nucleotides. NCBI's taxonomy places the organism in Eukaryota, Metazoa, Chordata, Mammalia, Artiodactyla, Monodontidae. The record is from RefSeq and is a predicted model, not a curated record.